UAUAUUUCUUUCUACAACACCAACCACAAACAAAAAAGAAUAACCCAAAUAUAAAAAUCAACAAGAUGAAGAAGAGAUGUGAGUUAUGCAAAUCUAGAGCUAGAAUCCACUGUGAUUCAGACAGAGCUAGCUUAUGCUGGACAUGCGACGCAAGAGUCCAUUCAGCAAAUUUCCUUGUAGCAAGGCAUUCAAGAAUCCUUCUUUGCCAAAUUUGCCAAUCUUUUACCCCAUGGCGUGCGUCGGGCGAUAAGCUUUGUCCAUCUACGGCUUCUAUAUGUGCUACUUGUGUUGUUGAAGGUCAUGUGCCCAAUAUUAAUGAGGAUCUUAUUGAUGUCCUCAACGAUUCGGAGCACAGUUUGUCACAGUCGUCGUCCUUGUUUCAGCCACCUCCAUUGACGAGUUCUUCUAGCAGUGACGAGAUUUUGACCCGAGACCGAACCGUGUUGGUGAAGCGAAAGCGUCGGAAGGUUCGAGAUCUUAAUCGUGAGUACGUGAAGGAUAGUUCAUCGGCUAAAUCUAAUUCAACGCCAUCAGCCUCGGGGACAACCUUCGAGAAUAUCAAGAGAAUCCGUAACCGGAAUAGGUCAUUCGACGAUAAUAUAACUGUGGAAGAAGAAGUACAUGGCAAUUGUAAAUCGGCUACAAUGUUAGAUCUGGACUUAAAUGCGUCGCCAUAGAGUCGAUGUGUUUUCCUAUUAGAGAAAUUAGUUAAGUAUAUAUAUGUGUAUUGGUAUUCUCUUGCAAUACAUAGAGGCUAUGAAAAUUAGUAAUGUUAGAUUUAAUUGACAUACAAUGGUUUAAAUUGGGCUUGUAAGCGUUAGAUUACGUAGUUACACUUUUGGUUGAACAAACGUGUUUGAUAAUUGAAUUGUAUUUUCGGAAAA
Molecule: messenger RNA, 884 nt
Organism: Erigeron canadensis
Lineage: Eukaryota; Viridiplantae; Streptophyta; Magnoliopsida; Asterales; Asteraceae
Product: zinc finger protein CONSTANS-like
Exons: 2
Coding region: 66-677 (203 amino acids)
Molecular function (GO): zinc ion binding
Source: RefSeq, a predicted model, not a curated record